Sphaerodactylus townsendi is the source of this 2424-nucleotide messenger RNA. Its product is annotated as nicotinamide N-methyltransferase-like. Gene Ontology annotation, molecular function: N-methyltransferase activity. The record is from RefSeq and is a predicted model, not a curated record. Gene Ontology annotation, cellular component: cytosol. The transcript has 4 exons. The coding region runs from base 175 to 963 and encodes 262 amino acids. Lineage: Eukaryota; Metazoa; Chordata; Lepidosauria; Squamata; Sphaerodactylidae.
GAUUUACCUAGGGUCGCCACAGAAUCUGGCGCGGAAGGAACCCGCUGCCUCGCGCCUCCUGUCACGGCGGACACCGCCUUCACGUUUGUGUCUCUCUCCAGCCACGUUCCCAAGUGACUUUUCGAGGCGUGUUCGAACCAGCCGUGAGUGUCGGGCCGCCGGGCUCUCCCCACCAUGGCGACGUCGGAGCCGUUCACCGGGAAGGACGCUUACUCGCAGCACUUCGUGGCCCGCGACUACCUGCAAACCUACUACGCCUCCGCCCCCGACGAGACCGACCGCGACGGCCUGCUCGCCUUCAGCCUCCGCUCCCUCCACGCCGCCUUCCGACGCCGUGGCCUGCAAGGAGACACCCUGAUCGAUAUUGGAAGCGGGCCCACCAUCUACCAGUACCUCUCGGCCUGUGAGUACUUCCGAGAGAUCGUGGCCACAGAUUAUACCGACCAGAACCGGGAAGAGAUGCAGCGGUGGCUGAAGAAGGAGCCGGGAGCUUUUGAUUGGAGCCCGGUGGUGAAAUAUGUCUGCGAGCUGGAAGGGAACAGGGAAGAGUGGACCCAAAAGGAGGAGAAGGUGCGAAGAGCCGUCAAGCAAGUCCUGAAGUGUGACGUGACUGAGCCCAAUCCUUUGGCUCCGCUGUCUCUGCCUCCAGCUGACUGUGUGCUGUCCACCUUGUGCCUGGAAGGGGCUUGCAAAGACCUGCCCACUUUCUGUUCUGCUUUGAAGAACAUCAGCUCCCUUCUAAGAUCUGGAGGGCAUUUAGUCUUGUUAGCCAUCCUGGAAGAGACGUUUUACAUGGUUGGCCAGCGCCGGUUUUCUUGCCUGUAUUUGGAUCAGAAAUCUGUAGAAGAAGCAGUGAAAGAGGCUGGCUUUGAUAUUGAGUGGCUAGAAGGGAUCCAGUAUAGCUCUCCACAGAUUUCACAUGAUGCUAAGGGUGUCUGUGUACUGGUGGCACGGAAGCAUUGAAGCGGGUUGGAUAAUUGGUUGGAAUAGCUAGGGAUGCCACCUCCCUUGAAGGAAAUUCGUGUAGAUUUAGGGAGGGGGCCUGGGGAGGGCAGGUUUGGGGGAGUGGAGGGAUCUCCACAGGGCAUAAUUCCAUAGAGUUCCUCCUCCAAAAGCAUUCAUUUCCUCCAGGAGCACUGAUCUCUCUAGUCUGGAGAUCAGACAUAAUUCCAGAUCCUGAAGACCCAUGUAGAGGUUCGCAAUUCUCCAUGCAGCACCUGAUUUUAAUGUUUUAUCAGUAUAUGUUGAGAGGGAAGGAGUUCCCUCGUCCCCAGGGCGUCUGCUUGCUUUGAAUGAGAGAGCCCCUGAUAUUUAUGGAGGUCCCCCUUGUAAAACUGGCUUCAAUGCAGCCAAGGGAUGGAUGGAGGCCCAGAGGUAGCAGAACGUCUUCUUCAUCUCAUGUCUUCUAAGGGAACCCUGCAGCCUUUGGCCAGCUGACAUCUCUCUGGCCCUCAAGCAAACAGCGUCCAAAUCCCCUGGUGCCUCCUGGACUGCUUUCCUGCUUCUGACAGAUCUGAAUGGCUUCUUUGUCUUAAAUGUUCUCCACCAACAGAGCCUUCAUAUACUCUUUUUACCCAUUUCACGCAGAGCGCUGACUUCACAAAAGGGAACAUAUACAAUUACACAAAAAGACGAAGCCUAAAGUGGAAAAACACUCAGUUUUCACUCACUGAGCUAAAAAAGGCCUUCCCCUCUGUCUAGGGUGGCAAGUUGAGAUGUGAGCAGAUUAUGUGGGGUAUCACCAGAGUUCUGUGGCUGGAUUGCUUCUAGCCCGUCCCCUUUUCUGGGCCUUCCUGGCAUUUUCCAACUCCGCUUGGUUUGGUCCCUUGAACGUUUCUGCUGCCCCAAAGUCCAAUCUCUUUUCUUCGCUGGCUGUCGGUUUGCUGUCCUGCACACAGUUGUGAGAGUGACACCUUAUUGCAAUAAAUGUAGUUAAGGUCUUUAAGGGACCCUGGAGAUUUUUUAUCAUUGAAUUGAGCAUUAGCCAUUUGAUGGUGCUGCUAAUUUUAACUCCCCUUGGAUUAACUGUGGGUUAGAUGGUUACUAGGAGACAUGGUGGGGGGAGGGGCUACGCUUGACAGGAGUCUUAACUUUUGAGGCUCAAACCAAUAUCUUUGAUUAAAAGUUGGGCUCUUCCAAAAUGUUAAAGGUUUGUGCUUAGUUGGCCUGAAUGUUAAAAUAUAAAACAAUCAUUUUAUUAUGAAAAAGAAAAGUAUUAGGCUUUGUCUGUAUUAAUCUUUUGGCUUCAGUUUGGCAAGCAAAGCAAUUCAUCAGUUACAAUAAAGAAUAACUUCUCUGAUCUUGAUUGGAGGAAGAGAGGUCUCUGUUCUCUACACUGAUCUUGGUAGUAGAAAGUGCCGCCAAGGCACAGAUAUCUUGUAUAUUAUUCUUCGAAAAUGGGUAGUAAAGGACUAUAUAACUGAA